Molecule: messenger RNA, 726 nt
Organism: Tilletiaria anomala UBC 951
Lineage: Eukaryota; Fungi; Basidiomycota; Exobasidiomycetes; Georgefischeriales; Tilletiariaceae
Exons: 2
Coding region: 70-645 (191 amino acids)
Biological process (GO): adenosine 5'-(hexahydrogen pentaphosphate) catabolic process; diadenosine hexaphosphate catabolic process; diadenosine pentaphosphate catabolic process
Cellular component (GO): cytoplasm; nucleus
Molecular function (GO): bis(5'-adenosyl)-pentaphosphatase activity; bis(5'-adenosyl)-hexaphosphatase activity; endopolyphosphatase activity
Source: RefSeq, a predicted model, not a curated record
AAUGGAUGGACGAUGACGGUGGCUCGGAGUAAAUUGGGACCAGCCGAUUGUGAAAGUAAAGUGUAAACUAUGUCGAGCGCAACUCCCACAGCUAAAUCCAAGGCCAAAACCAACGCCAUCCAACCGCGCCAUGUGGCUGUCGCCAUUCCGUACCGCUACGACAGCGUGCAAUCGCAGUCGCGACCACAAGGCGACUUGCAGAUUUGUCUCGUCACCUCUCGCAAACACGAUGGACUGUAUGUGCUUCCCAAGGGAGGAGUGGAAGCGGGGGAGAGCUCAAGCGAAGCGGCUAUCCGUGAAAUGUGGGAAGAGGCCGGACUUCGACCCGCACCUUCAAACCAUCAUUCAGCCCCAGUCGAUUCAAGUGGACUUGAACCGUCGUUGUUAAGGAGUAACAUGGUAGCAGACCACAAGCCGCACAAGUUCAGUCCCUCCGCGGACCCGCUCUCGCCGGCGUUCGUGCCUCGUGCGAUCUACACUGCGCACGAGUUCGAGAUCAAAGACAGCAACAGUUCCUCGGCGGUAUGGCCAGAGAGCAGAGAGAGGCAGCGCAAGUGGGUUUCGCUUAAAGAGGCGAAGGAGGGGAUACGAUGGAGAAAGGAUAUUGCCGAAUUGCUCGAUAGGAGCACGCUAGGCGGUUAUUAGCCAGCGCGAUGAACAAUAUAACGUUUGGAAUCACUAUCGCGUCCCCUUGUUCCCCUUGUUCGGGUGUAGGAUACAAGAAAC